Molecule: messenger RNA, 3387 nt
Organism: Terrapene triunguis (Three-toed box turtle)
Lineage: Eukaryota; Metazoa; Chordata; Testudines; Emydidae
Gene: AMOTL2
Product: angiomotin like 2
Exons: 10
Coding region: 182-2473 (763 amino acids)
Biological process (GO): actin cytoskeleton organization; regulation of cell migration; establishment of cell polarity involved in ameboidal cell migration
Cellular component (GO): cytoplasmic vesicle; bicellular tight junction; plasma membrane
Source: RefSeq, a predicted model, not a curated record
GCCGCGGGGGCAGGAUCUCUGCGAGCUGCACGCACACAGCGAGCCGGCCGGGCGCGGAGCGAGCCUCUCCUCCCUUGGCGCUGCAGCAAGGCUGCUCUGCUUCGGCUCCUUGGGUGCUGCUAGAUCCUUGGGAUUGUAUUGCAUCUACUGUUCCUGGUGGCAGCCCCUUGACUAGCCAAGGAUGAGGACGGCAGAAGAUUCCUCCGGGACGGUCCUGCACCGGCUCAUCCAGGAGCAGCUGAGAUACGGGAACCUCACCGAGAACCGCACGCUGCUGGCUAUUCAGCAGCAGGCGCUGCGUGGAGGUGGGAGCAUGGGCAGCCCUCGCUCCUCACUGGAGAGUCUCACCCAAGAAGAGAGUCAGAUGGUCCAGCAGUCCACACGGCAGGAGCCCCAGGGCCAGGAGCAUCACUGUGACCAUGUUUACCUGGAGAAUAACGUGUAUCGGCUCUACCAGCCUCAGCACAAGGGCGAGGAGCUCCCCACCUAUGAGGAGGCCAAAGCGCAUUCCCAGUACUAUGCCUCACAGCGAGGACAGCAGGCUGGGGUGCCCUGUCCAGGCACCCCUGCUGAGCCUGGCCAACAAAGGGCCUAUGCCCCUGACAGCAGCAGCAAGCGCCAGGACGAGUCACUAAAGGAGCUGAAGCAUGGGCAUGUGAGGUCACUAAGUGAACGCCUCAUGCAAAUGUCGCUGGAGAGGAAUGGAGCCAAGGCCCAGAACCACAUGAGCUCCUCCCACAGUUAUCCCCAGCUAUCGAGGCACUUCCAGCUGUCAGCCCCAAGAGGGCAGCAUGCCGAGGGGAUGGAGCCACGGGGGCCCCCUCCAGAGUACCCCUACAUCAUCCCCCCCCAGGAGCCUGCAGUUGGUUACCUGGCAGAUCCCCGGCACUGCUCCAGGGAAGGGCCAGGAUUUCAGCACCCUGAAGUCAGGGUGAUGCAGGCCCAUAUGCCCCAGGCUUUCCUGCCCCAGCAGGCUGCCCUGUGCCACGGCCCGCUGGGCUCCCUUACUCCAGUUGGGAUGGAGGUUCUGAUGACAGCCCAGGCCGCAUCGGCCAGCAGUCACUUGGCCCAGAUGGAGACGGUGCUGAGGGAGAAUGAAAAGCUGCUGAGGGAGAGUGAGAAGCUCCAGAGGGAAAACGAAAAGCUGCGGCGAGAGCUUGAGAGCUGCAGUGAAAAAGCAAGCCGGAUUCAGAAGCUGGAAACAGAGAUUCAGCGAAUCUCCGAGGACUACGAAAACCUGAUGAAGGCAUCUUCCAAGCGAGAGGCAUUGGAGAAAACCAUGAGGAACAAGAAGGAUGGGGAGAUGCGGCGGCUUCAGGAUUUCAACUGGGAUCUGAAAGAACGGUUGGAAUCUGCAAACAAACAGCUGGCCAGCAAGCAGCAGGAGAACCCAGAAGGCAGCCAGGGCACCGUGGCGAAACUGCUUGCACAAAGCUACGAGCACCAGCAGGAGAAAGAGAAGCUGGAACGAGAGAUUUCGCGGCUGCGCAGCGCCAAUGAGGACCAGCGCCGGCGGGCGGAACUGCUGGAGCAGGCACUGAGCAACGCCCAGACACGGGCAGCUAAGACCGAGGACGAGCUGAGGAGGAAGCGGGCGUACGUGGAGAAGGUGGAGAGGCUGCAGCAGGCCCUGGGCCAGCUCCAGGCCGCCUGCGAAAAGCGUGAGCAGCUGGAACUGCGUCUCCGCACCCGCCUGGAACAGGAGCUGAAGAUGCUGCGGGCUCAGCAGAGACAGGUGGGAGCCCCAACCGGAGGAUCCCCGGAGCUGAGUGCCCACAUGCUGGCCGAACAGUUGAGAGAGAAGGAAGAAAAGAUCCUAGCCCUGGAGGCGGACAUGACCAAGUGGGAGCAGAAGUAUCUGGAGGAAUGCACCAUGAGGCAGUUUGCCAUGGACGCAGCCGCCACCGCUGCUGCGCAGCGGGACACGACUAUCAUCAACCACUCCCCGCAUCACUCCCCCAAUAACAGCUUUGACGAGGAUCUCCUCUUGGCCAAUCACAAGCACCAGGAGAUGGAGAACAGGUUAAAAGCACUUCAUGCCCAAAUAUUGGAGAAGGAUGCAGUCAUCAAAAUUCUGCAGCAGCGCUCGCGGAAGGAUCCCAGCAAGACUCUGCAGGGCUCCCUUCGGCCGGCCAAGUCUGUGCCGUCCAUCUUUGCUGCCUCGGGGGCCCAGAAUUGGCAGGGGACCGCCCACGGUGAACAGUUGGUCGAGGGCCCUUCCAGAGGGAGUCCAGCAGGCAAAGUCCCAGUGGAGGAAACGCCCAGCCCAUUUCCUUGCGGCCCUCUCGCCUUCCACUCCAAACGUGGCAGCAAAGAUGGGAGCACCCAGACAGAUGGCUUGCCUGAGAGCAGCCUCGGCAGUCCGGACGAGGGGCCUGGCGCCCAGCUCGACAGCAGCCCAGCGCACUCCGUGGAGACCAUGUCUGCUGCCAGGACCAUCAGCUUGUCAGACAUGGUGGAAAUUCUGAUCUGAGGAAGGGCAGCUGCCCACCAUCCUAUCUGUCCCUGCACGCUGGCCUGGUCAGAGGAGAGAUCUGCUGGGGAAAGUGCUGAUUCAGGAGUCGUUCUGUUAUCGGGAGCCUGGCUGGGCUUGUGGCAUGGAGAGUUCCUGGACAAAAGGAGUUUGGGGGCAAGACUGCAGGAGAGCAUGCAGCAGAACCACACAGCGAGGGCUGGGAGGGAAGCUGCCGCUGCGGUUUGCAUCCAUCAGCUGCCAUUUAUCUCACCCGCUUUCCAUCACAGCAGAGCUCAUUUGCUACCUGCUCCAUCCACCCCAUUGGACCAGCCCUUGUGUAAUGUGCCUGUGCUUAGGAAGGACUGUCUCAAGUUCCCUUUGCCGCUGAUAUGUCGCAGGAAACAAGGAAGGAGGGUCCGAAAGUGAAGAGGCAUGGAGCUCUCCCCUGCUCUCCAUCUGUGACCUGGAGGAGGGCGGCAUGCUGUGCAUUGCUAGAAACUGAUCCUGGAAGGACUGGCCUGCCUGUUUCAUUGGACCCUCUGUUGGUACCCGCUCUCCAAGGUCAAGCUGCCAGGAGUAGCUCUUGUAUUGUGCUGGUGUGGCCAGAACUCCUGCCCCUCCCUGUGCCUCCCAACCCCCCUUUCCCCUCCUGUUGAGAGGACUGGAAAUGCUUUGGGUGAGGGUGAUUUUGAGUAGCCAGCUGGUGCCCAGUGGCUGGUCCCCAGAGGCACUUCUCCUGGGGAGGCUGCAGUGCUGGCAGGCUGCAGCCCAUCAGGGUAGGUGAGGAGGUGAGGGAGGGGACAGGCAGGCUCUGUAAAUAACUCCGUUUUGUAAACAAAAGCAAACCCUGUAUUAUUUCAAAUUCCUCCCUGCCAUGGCCUUUGUCCCUCCUGCCCCCUUUCUUGCUCUCUGUGGAACCUUUCUCGCCAUCU